AUGGCUUCCAAAUACUUGAUCCUCCAGAGCUCCGAUGGUGAAGACAUCCAAGUUGAUCGGGACGUCGCAGAGAGAUCGGUCCUCAUUAAGAACAUGGUUGGCGACCUCGGGGAAGAGGCUAUGGAAGAAGCGAUCCCCAUUCCCAAUGUCAACGCGGCCGUUCUCAAGAAAGUGAUCGAGUGGUGCACACAUCACAAGCAUGACCCACCCUCUAGCAACGAAGAUGACUCCGAUUCCCGCAAGAAGACCACAGACAUUGAGGAGUGGGACCAGAAGUUCAUGCAGGUCGACCAGGAGAUGUUGUUCGAGAUCAUUCUGGCUGCCAACUACUUGGAUAUUAAGGCUCUGCUCGAUGUCGGUUGCAAGACCGUCGCCAACAUGAUCAAGGGCAAGUCCCCAGAGGAGAUCCGCAAGACCUUCAACAUCCAGAAUGACUUCACUCCAGAGGAGGAAGACCAGAUCCGCCGUGAGAACGAAUGGGCUGAGGAGUAA
Molecule: messenger RNA, 492 nt
Organism: Rhinocladiella mackenziei CBS 650.93
Lineage: Eukaryota; Fungi; Ascomycota; Eurotiomycetes; Chaetothyriales; Herpotrichiellaceae
Product: E3 ubiquitin ligase complex SCF subunit sconC
Exons: 3
Coding region: 1-492 (163 amino acids)
Biological process (GO): mitotic cell cycle; SCF-dependent proteasomal ubiquitin-dependent protein catabolic process
Cellular component (GO): nucleus; cytoplasm
Molecular function (GO): cullin family protein binding
Source: RefSeq, a predicted model, not a curated record